This is a messenger RNA of Myotis myotis, 8314 nucleotides long. RefSeq names its product GRB2 related adaptor protein 2 (gene GRAP2). Gene Ontology annotation, biological process: protein transport to vacuole involved in ubiquitin-dependent protein catabolic process via the multivesicular body sorting pathway. Lineage: Eukaryota; Metazoa; Chordata; Mammalia; Chiroptera; Vespertilionidae. Gene Ontology annotation, cellular component: ESCRT-0 complex. The coding region runs from base 197 to 1153 and encodes 318 amino acids. The transcript has 8 exons. The record is from RefSeq and is a predicted model, not a curated record. Gene Ontology annotation, molecular function: protein binding.
AACUUUAAUGUUUCUGUGAGCGUGUACCCUCUUUUUAGUGUGGGAGCUGGAAGACAGCGCAAGGUGUAUCUGUACUCUGAAAUGCAGUAAUUUGUAUGUGAAUGCAUCUUCCUUCUUGCAGGAGAGGAUUCUAACUCAGUGUCAAAGCCAAGAUACAGACUCAGCCGCUUCUCUUCUAAAAGCUUCUCCUUACAACAUGGAAGCCGUCGCCAAGUUUGAUUUCACCGCCUCAGGCGAGGAUGAGCUGAGCUUUCACACUGGAGAUACUCUGAAGAUCUUAAGUAACCAAGAGGAGUGGUUCAAGGCAGAGCUUGGGAGCCAAGAAGGAUACGUGCCCAAGAAUUUUAUAGACAUCCAGUUUCCUGAAUGGUUUCACGAAGGCCUCUCGCGACACCAGGCAGAGAACUUACUCAUGGCCAAGGAGGUUGGUUUCUUCAUCAUCCGGGCCAGCCAGAGCUCCCCAGGGGACUUCUCCAUAUCCGUCAGGCACGAGGAUGAUGUUCAGCACUUCAAGGUCAUGAGAGACAGCAAGGGUAACUACUUCCUAUGGACAGAGAAGUUCCCAUCCCUCAACAAGCUGGUGGACUACUACAGGACAACGUCCAUCUCCAAACAGAAGCAGAUCUUCCUGAGGGAUAGGACCCGAGAGGACCAGGGUCGCCGGGGCAACAGCCUGGACCGAUGGCCCCAGGGAGGCCCACAUAUCAGUGGGGCUGUGGGAGAAGAAACCCGGCCUGCGAUGAACCGGAAGCUGUCGGAUCACCCACCGCCCCCUCCAUCGCAGUAUCCCCCGGCCCCACCGCCGGCGCAGCAGCGGCACCUGCAGCAUCACCACUUUCACCAGGAGCGCCGUGGAGGCAGCCUUGACAUAAACGACGGCCACUGUGGCAUGGGCAUGGGCAUGGGCAGCGAAAUGAACACCACCCUCAUGCACCGGAGACACACAGACCCAGUGCAACUCCAGGUGGCCGGGCGAGUGCGGUGGGCCCAGGCGCUGUACGACUUCGAGGCCCUGGAGGAUGACGAGCUGGGAUUCCGCUCCGGAGAGGUGGUCGAGGUCCUGGACAGCUCCAACCCGUCCUGGUGGACGGGCCGCCUGCACAACAAGCUGGGCCUCUUCCCUGCCAACUACGUGGCGCCCAUGAUCCGGUGAAGCCCUUCUCCGGGGUCAGAGGCUUGUGUCUGAGCUGCCUGCAAGAGGAAGCAAGGAGGAAAGGCUGGCACUGCAUACACGCGUGCGCGCGUGCACACACAUAUAUGCCUAUGGGCACACACAUUUGUAAUAGUAAUUUAUUGGCAAUUUAGUUGGUUAAUUAGUUGAUAUGAAAGGAACUCAGGUGGAAGCUUAUAUUCAUACUUGUUUUUCUGCCCCCCGCAAGGCGUGUGCCGGAGGCGGGGGCGCUUGGGGAGGAGGGGGCAGGGAAACGGAAAUCCUUCCUCUCCUAAAGAUGGCACCACUUCCCCCUGAUCUUGGGAAUUUCAAGGAGCUGAGCAGAGAUCCACACCCGGAGCUGGACGCAGAACCGCAGGUGGGGCAGGACUCGGCGGGGCAUGUUCUGGCUCACCUGCAUGCCCGACUCACCCCGAGGGUUUGCAGGGCGGCCUCCCUCCUGCUCUCCCAGGGAGGACGUGCUGGGUUGAGAAUUAGGGUGCAGCCGCUCAAGUCUGAGAUAGAGCAGCUGGGUGUGAGGCCUGGGCAAGGCCGGCACCUUCCUCUCCUUCAGUGGCUUCUCCACGUCCUGUGGCUGGCGUGGAGACACGGGGACACCGUGAGGGCCAUGCACGGGGAAGUGAAGGGACUUGCACAGGUCUCCCAGGGGCGAACCUGGGUGUGAGCUCUGUGUCCCCGGCUUCCAAGAAAGCAGCACCCUAGCUUCUGUAAAGUGCUCGGAGGAGCCCUGGCCGAGCAUGCCGGGUGGGAGAGUCAUUGUUCUGUGGCUACAGGGUGUCUCUUUGGGGCUCUGUUUUCUCUCUUGUUUUCUGCGUUUUGAAGAUGCCUUGCCCAGCGGCACAGACAGAAGCCCACGCCACAAGAGCACUGACUAGUGAUUGGCUAAUUGGUUGGUUGAACAUGACCCUGCGUGGGGCCUGGCUUUCAGAUGAGCUUCCUGUUCCCCUGACCAUUGGACCUGGGCUGGCACCUUCCCUCCACCAAGAGCCGCACCUGGGGAAAGGAACCCCCCACCGUGUCUCCUCAGCACCUCAAAGUCGACUGUGUCUCCCAGGACCCACCCCUGGGCAUGAAACAGACCAGCCAGGCUGAGGAACAGGGGCCCUGGGGAAGGGCGCUCAGUGUCCUAGGGUAGCUGGGAGCACAGCUCUGCAUCAGGGCACCUAGAAGGUUGUGAGUGUGAAGAAAGGGUUGGGUUGAGUGUGUUAGUGAGGGGCAUGCGGGGUGAGUGGGGGUCUGUUUCUUCUUCCUUCGUCCUUGCUGCUCUAAGGAGGGACAGAGACAACCAUCAUUGAAGGUGAUAUAAGCAGAAGAAAGAGUUUGUGACUCAGAAGUAACUGUCAGUGUAAUGCGGGCUAUGUCCCUUUAGCCCUGAAUUCUAGGAGUCUCUAAUUCGCCAUGACACCUUUAGAGAAAAACAGGACAAGAAGGGACUCCGUUGGGGGUCGCGGGAGGGGAGAGAAAGUCGCCAGAGAGAAGCAGGGGGAGGCGAGUGUGCGUGAGGGGCGUCUUGUAGCCUCUGAAAAUGAAAGCACAGGAAGGAAAAAGUAGCGAAGACGUUUCACAAGGUGAAGGAGCCGUGUGAGAGGCGCAGAGGGAGGGGAGGGAGCAAGAGGUUAAGUGGGACAGGCCAGGAAGACGCUGGAGUCAGCAGGCUCGGCUCGGGAGGAGGGCGGAGGCAGGUGGGAGGAGGAAUUGGAGCAGAGAGAUGAACGCCAGCAGGUAGGGGCAAAGGCACCACAGGAAUGAAGACAGAGCAGAGGCAAAGGGGACUCAAUCAGCUUUUUGGUGCGAGGCAAUGUGAACACGUUAUGGAAAAUAAAAGCCAGAAUUAAUGUCUGUACAGUAUUUACAACCCAUAUGCUUUAAACAGCCCACAAACGGGAUCUGUCUGUCUGAUUAUGUGAGGGUCAGCCCCAGUGAGGACAGAGUGAGAGGAUUUGGUUCUGGCCUAGAUUUCGUGCCUUGAAACACUUUUCAAGAAAGCGAUAAUAAGACAAGGGCCCUUGUUUUGCGGGGCUGUGCCUAGUGAGAGAGAGAGAGAGAGAGAGAGACACAUACACACACACACACACACACACAGGAGUCCUUAGCCCGCAGAGGCUGACCGCACAGUGUGGGCAGAGCUGUCAGAACCCCUGGGACCGGACCUUCUCUUCCACCAGAGGCCACUGUGGGAGUAAUUUUAACUGAGGUGCCAAAAUAGCCUGUUCACUACAUGGCUCAGUUCAGAAGGAAGGUGCCACCCUGGCCACCCAGAGAACAAGGGCCUUAGGGACCAAGCUAAGGGGACAAGGCCCACAGCAUCCACGCCGGGGGAGGGAGGCUGACCCUCCUGGGCCCUGAUGCCGGCUGGGGGAGCGCGUGGGAGUGCGUCCACCCGAUAGCAUCUCGGCCCCAGGGCUCGUCCACCAGUGUCUCUCGGGGCCGCAGAACCAGGAAACGGCACACUGUCUCUGAGUCCGGCUGCAAUGCCCUGUGGGACUUGGGAGCAGGGAACUUCCAGCGAAAACCCAGUUCCUGUCGGACCAGUUGGGUUUCACCAACGGCGUUCCGUGUCCCGCGUGCCGAGGCUCGCUGCGUUUAAACGCCUGGCCCCCGCCCCUGCCCACCCACGUUUAGACGGCCUGGGGGUGACCUAAGGCUGGUGCUUCUCCAAAUAAAUGUGCCUGUGAGUUGCCUGGGGAGUGUGUUAAAAUGCAGGUCCUGACUCAAUCCUGCCUUUCGACCAGUCUCAGAAGUUCCGUUGCUGGGCCACGGACCACACUUUGCGCACAAGGGCAGGGGACUUGGCAGUGAGCUAAACAGCUGCUUGGAUCCCUUUUCCAGGGACAUUGGGGCAUCUUUCUGUUGCUAACAAGUAAGUCGCUUGGGCUGUGGGACAGAGAGACAUGAUUCAGAACUGUCAUUAUGACGUCAUAUUUGGCUGCCCAGGUGAUGUAUUAUUAUUAUAGCAUCUUUAUCUCCAUCAAGAGUCAGAAAAUUUUAGGGGGAGGGGCAUUCAGGUGAAGUACAAACUGGGAUUUCCGAAUAGUAAUUAUUUUAAACAUGAGCAGAGGUUACCGAACACGUUGUGAAAGCCUUCUCAGGAAAUCUUUAAACAAAAUGGAUUCCCACCAUCAGGUGUGGGCCCGCUGGGAGGCAGGGAGUGGCCCGUGUGACAGCCUUAGAUCUGAGCCAGCCCAAAGCAAACCAGGCCGCAUGGGAGGCAGAUGGGCCCGGCCAGAACAUCUGCCAUUUGUCUGUCUGAAGUCGACAGUUCGGCCUAGCUCUAGCAAGGCAAGGGCACGCGAAAAACAUCGUGUCAGUUCUUUUUUUAAAUACUGCCCAGGUUCCUUCACUUCUCUCCAUGACCACAGCCAUGCCAGCAACAUCUCUCCCUUAGGCAACAGGACCAACCUCACCUUUCUCCCUGCUGCCCUCUCCUACGCCCUCCUCCACACAGAGCAGUCUGUAAACCAGGAAUCUGAUUGCAUCACUCCCUUGCCCCUCGCACUUGGGUUAAAAUGCAGAGUCCUAGUGUGGCCCUGUGAGGCCUGGCCCCUGCCUCCCUCCCCAGUCCCCAUCGGUGCCUCUCGCCUCCUUGCCUUCAUGCUCCUGCCCCACUGGCCUUCACUCAGCCUCCAGAUGGCCAAGGAGUUGUCCCCACGUCCUUUGCACCCACUGUUCCCUUUACCUGGAAUGCAUCCCCUGUUCUUCGCCUGGCUAAUUGCUAUGCAUCUUCAGGUCUUGGUUUAAGUGUCACUUUCGCAAAUUGUUAUUUUCUGGCCCCUAAUCUAAAACCAUUCUUCCCACUACCAGGGGUGGGGAACCUUUUUUCUGCCAAGGACCAUUUGGAUAUAUACAACAUUUUUCGCGGCCAUACAAAAUUAUCAACUUAAAAAUUAGCCUGCUAUAUUUGGUCAAACAUUUAAUUAACUCACCCCUAAUGCCAUGGCAGGGCCAGACCAAAUGAUUUUUAGGGCCUUAGAGGGCCGGUGGGCGGGGAACGUCCCCCUGCAUUAGACCGCCUCGCGGUUGCUGGUGCUUUGCCUGAGUAGCACUAGAUGACGGCACUAGACUGGCUUGUGUGACUAUUAGACUGUAAGCUCCCUGGGGGCAGGAGUCAUCUCUGUUUUGUAAACUGUUGUCUGCCCAGCAUCUAACACUGUGCAUGGCAUACAGAGGCUCAAUAAAUAUUUGUUUAAUGAAUGAGGUGGACAGUGGCUGUCAAGACCCAAUCUACAGGGAAUAGUAAAAAAUUCGUAUCUUACAUGACCAGACCAUUCCAUAACAUUUCUCUAGAUAGUUAAGGAACAAGAUGGCAGUGUGAGGGAGCACGGCUCCCCAGCUUUUCCCCUCUAGGUCAAAAUGCCUGUGUAGACAGACACACACACACACACUGCACACACAGCGUCUGUGUCUCACACACACUCACCCUUCCAUCCACCCUCCUCUAUGGAUUUCCACAUGCAGGUGAAGCCAGCACGUCAGUGGGGUCAGGUUCCAUGCUAUUCACAGAGGGCAGACCGUACAUAAUGAGGCCCUGUGUCUGCCGUGGGGACAGAGGCCCCAGCCAGCCUGAUCCGUGUCAUAAAUCCCAGCAACUCACUGAGCCUCGGCAGCGCAGGUUCUUCCAGGUAUGGCUCUACCCAGGGUCAUUUGUGAGCACAUUCUGAUGUGGGCAAUUCCAUCUCAACAGGUCGGAACUCCCCAGGGUGCGCAGCGGGGGGCGCCUCCCUCCCCCUGCUCCGUCUGACCUGGUUAUGGGGAGUUGCUAGGUAACCGCUAGUCAGCCUUUGCUUCCCACGCUGAAGGAGGGUUGGUUACCAUGGCAAGUCCAGAUGAGAUGGGGCAUGCAGGGGAAUGGGAGUGUGGCCAGGACUUCCGCAGCCUGGAUUCUGCCCUCACUCCCUCUGGGUCACUGGGCCUCAGGGACGUCUCUUCAUCCCUCGGGGCCUGAGUUUCCUUACCAGUAAAAUAAAGGAGAGGCUGGCUCUCUCCUUGCUCUAAAUCGCUGAUGCGUGCAGCCAGCAUAAACUGAACAAACAUUUGAGUCCCAUGCACCCCAGUGGAGAAGGCACCAGCUUUGAGUCAGACAGACCUGGGCCCCCGUCCAGACUCUGCCACUGACGAUGUGAGCCUGGACAAGUCACUUGACCUCUCGGAGGUCAUCUAGAGACCCAGAGCCAGUAGCACAGAGUUGUCAUGAGAAGGAAGCACAUUAUAGAACUGCACGGUAAGGGCCCAGCAAACGGUGGGCAGCCCCUCUGUGCCUUCCAGAUGGCAGAGGCAGCCUUCUUUACCUGACCCCCCAUCCCCAGGGACACGUUCCCACAAAGGCCUCCCCGCUUUGUAACUCGCCUGUCCCGUGUUCAGUCCUGCUCAAGGAAAGACUCUGUGCAUCGGUCAAACUGGUAACUUGCUGCUGGAGUAAAUCGACUUCGGGAGAGGCCCCUCCCUGGGCCUCGCCCACCCCGUCCAGGUGAUGGCUGCCUGUAGGGGUGGCCAGCAGGGAACAGGCUGCUGAGGGUGUUGGCCAAAUAAAGAAAUGAUUCUUUUUUUUAAAUGUAUUUCUCAAGUACCGUUGACAUACAAUAUGUUAGUUUCAGGUGUACAACAUGGUGGCUAGACAUGUACAAACCUUACAAAGCGCUCUGCUGAUGAUUCUGAUGCCCAUCUGGCACCCUUCAUAGUUAUCACAACAUUAUUGACUAUAUUCCUGAUGCUGUACUUGACAUCCCCGUGACUGUUUUCAUAACUGGCAGUUUGUACCUCUUAAUCCCUUUGAUCUUUUUCACCCACUCUCCCAGCCCCCCUCCUGCCUGGCAACCAUCAGUUGCGGCAUUCUUGACAAGAGCCAAGAUUGGGAAGUAGCUUAGGUGUCCAUUGAUAAAUGAAUGGAUAAAGAAGAAGUGGUAUGUAUAUAUAAUGGAAUAGUAUUCAGCCAUUAAAAAAUUGAAAUCUUGCUAUUUGCGACAUGAGCAGACCUAGAGGAUAAUGUACUAGGUGAAAUAAGUCAGAGAAAGGCAAGUGCUUGAACAUUUCACUUAUUUGUGGAAUCUAAAAAAUAAAUGAACAAAUACAAUAGAAACAAACGCAUAGAAUAAGAGUCCAAAGGACUGGUUCUUGCAGGGAGAAGUGCAGGCCAUGCCGAGGGGUCGGCAGCAGCUGGAGCCACCAUCCCUUCCUCGGCCCAUCUGCCUGCCUCUGGGCUCUCCGCCCUGACACACCAGCCCACCCAGACCCGGCGCUUUCUCUACUGGAAACCUUUCCCCUGCCGUCUGUCUGUGGCUUGGGUUCCAGCUGCCUCCCGAAGGUGGGGGAGGGGAGAUGGCGGCAGGACCUCUGGGCUACUCUGCGAUGCCCCUGCCUUUCUAUGGGCCUCUGUCCACAUCCUCACCAGCCUGCGAGGGCAGGGACAAUGCCAUGUCCUUCCCAGUCUUCCUUGGGUCUAACCGUCCCUCUCCUGACAUGUGCUUCCCAGGCCUGGCCCUAGACAUUUAGGUUUCAGUCCCCAAAGACAGGAAUGAGCAGACACCAAGUAGGUAGGUAAUUCCAGCUCCGGCCCCUUGUUUGAGGUCAGAGCUGUUUUAAAAAUGUGUCCUCGAAUAUUCUAGACACACCCCAGUUCCCCGGCACUGCCAGAGGGUGGGAGAAGGAGACUUUCCAUCAGCAGCUCUGAGCCCUACAGGUAAAGGCUGCUCCAGCCACCUGCUCAGCUGCCAGGGUGCGCCGCUCCAGGAAUUCCCCGGGCCGCUGCCCUGAGGAACCACACCGACAUUUAAGGGAUGACUGAAGCGGACUAAGAAUGAGUGUCAGGGAGGGGCAGAAAAACCCAGGAAGCGGGGUGUCCAGGAAGUGGGGUGUCCAGGAAGCGGGGGCAGUCGCAAAGUAGUUGGGGAGAGGAGCCCAUAUGUUUCCAAAGUUGCAGAUAGGACAAAGUCCCCAAGUCUGGAAGGUCUGGGAGGGCAGGAAUGUGCCGAGCACAUAACAGGAGCUCGAUAAAGCCCUCCUGGAUGAGGCGGUGAAGGCCUCAGGGAGUCUGUCCAGCAGGGGAGAAGCUCAGUGGGUUCAUUUCUCAGGCCAGUGGAGCAGGUCAGAAGUGAAAGCUGCUCGCCCUGACCGGUGUGGCUCAGUGGAUAGAGCAUCGGCCUGCGGACU